Spodoptera frugiperda (fall armyworm) is the source of this 3073-nucleotide messenger RNA. RefSeq names its product exocyst complex component 6 (gene Sec15). Gene Ontology annotation, cellular component: exocyst; membrane. The record is from RefSeq and is a predicted model, not a curated record. Gene Ontology annotation, biological process: intracellular protein transport; Golgi to plasma membrane transport; exocytosis. The transcript has 16 exons. The coding region runs from base 199 to 2487 and encodes 762 amino acids. NCBI's taxonomy places the organism in Eukaryota, Metazoa, Arthropoda, Insecta, Lepidoptera, Noctuidae.
CGGAUUAGAAAUUCAAAAUGUCAAAAUAAAUAAUGUCAUUUUGUUUUUGCUAUUUGCGAUUGGAAAAAGUUAUUUUUUAGAUAUUAUUCUUUAGAAAAUCAUUCAGAAAUCACAAGAGCUAACAUUAACAAACUCAUGGUUUCAAUUUGCCCGUAAAUUGUACUUGUGUAAGAGGGAUUUACUGCUGAGUGAGCAAAAAUGACGAACGCUACGAUUCAGGAAAUAGAAGGAAUUGAUGACUAUUGGGGUCCUGCAUUCCGUUCGAUAUACGAAGGAGAAGGCCAUGAAGCGUUUGUACAACAAUUGGACGAACGGAUAAAACAACAUGACAAAGAAAUUGAGAAGCUGUGCAACUUUCAUUAUCAGGGCUUUAUUGACUCUAUCCGUGAGUUAUUACAAGUGCGGUCACAUGCUGAGGAGUUGCAUGCGGAGAUAUCUAAUGUGGAUGCUAAUGUCAAAGACACUACAGACAGUUUAUGUGCUAAAGCUGAAGAGUUGAUCCGGGCUAGAAGGGUGGAGCUGAACAUUGCAGCUACCAUAGAAAAGAUGGAACUGUGUCUGCCUUUGCUGACCACAUACUCCAAGCUGAAGUCUCAAGUAGAAGCUAAAAGAUAUUACCCAGCUUUGAAGACGUUAGAACAACUGGAGCACGUGUUACUCCCGCGCGUCGGUCCGUACAAGUGGUGCGGACAGAUCUCGGCCGACAUACCGCGGUUACGGCAAGCUAUACAAGACGCGUCAAUGGCGGAUCUUAGAGAUUUCCUCGAAAAUAUACGAACACUUAGUCCUCAGGUGGGAGCGAUGGCUUUGAAACAAACACAAGAAAUGCUUGGAAGGAAUCUUGCUAGUAUUGUCAAAAACAAAAAAGAUAUGGCAGUUCUAGGAAUAUCAGCGAAGGAGAGCACUGGACCGCAAUGUCCUCACGAGCUGGUCGACUUCAGUCCUUUACAUAGAUGUCUGCAUAUCCACAGCGUGUUAGGCGCCAAGAAUGACUUCAUACAGUAUUACAGAGCUCAACGCAAACAGCAAGCCCGUUUAGUGUUGAUCCCUGCGUCGGUAAACUUGCACGACUCGAUACAAGGCGUGAAGAACUAUUUGAAUGCGGUGCUGGGCUUCUUUAUACUGGAGGAACAUUUGCUGAGCGCGGGCGCGGGGCUGGUGUCCAAGGACUGGUUGCUGGAUAUGUGGGGGAUGUCGGUGACCAAAGUAGCUUCCACGUUGAGGACCAAUACAUCCCUAAUUACGGAUCCCACGCUCAUGCUCAGUAUCAAACACCAGAUCGUACUGUUUAUUAAUACUUUGAAAUGUUACGGUCUACCUACGGAUCCGUUGCCACUGCUACUACAAGAGAUGGCGGAGCAUUACACUGAAGUAUUGAUGCAGAGAUGGGUGGUAGUCUUCCGGGAUAUACUCGACAAUGCCUCCUUCCUACCUAUUGAGGUUGAGAAUCAAGAUCAAUACGACGGUGUUAUGGACACGUUCCCCUACGAUGGAGACGAAUUGGAAAUGCAACCGUUUCCGAGGAAGUUCCCGUUCUCGAGCAUCGUGCCGGGCGUGUACGUGCAGGUGAAGGAGUUCAUCUACGCGUGGCUGAAGUACUCGGCGGGGCUGGGGCUGGGCGGCGGGCGGCGCGCGGCGGCGGCGCGCCAGUCCGCGUCGCUACUGCUCAGUCGCUCCUUCACGGGCUGCCUCUCCGCGCUCUUCCGCAGGCCGCUGCCGCUUAUGCAGCUCGUGCAGAUUAUCGUGGACACGCAGUACUUAGAAGGCGCGACGUUAUGUCUUUACGAGUUCAUCAGCAAUAUCACUGGCUCGGAACUAGUCACUACACAGGCAGCAGGCAGCAUGUUCCAAGCGGCACGCGACGACGCGGAGCAACAGAUCUGUGACAAACUGGAGAAGAAAGUCGACGAGUUCCUCGAUCUCGAGAACUAUGAUUGGCUGCUUGUGGAGCCGACUGGUCAGGCGUCGUCUUUCGUCACGGACAUGCUGAGCUACCUGUCAGGAGUACUGACGUCUCUGGAACAACUGCCGGAGAGGGCCAGAGUGGCAGCAGUACGUGCAGCGACGAACCGCAUCGCGACCCGUCUCCGCAACCUGCUGCUGGACCCGGCCGUGAAGCAGAUCUCGUCGGGCGCGCUCGACCAGCUCAACCUCGACGUGAUACAGUGCGAGCAGUUCGCCGCCGGGGAGCCCGUGCCCGGCCUCAAGGAGGGAGAGCUCUUGGAGCAUUUUGCUAGCUUGAGGCAACUUCUCGACCUAAUAACGGGCUGGGACUGGUCGUCAUACCUCCACGACGUCGGUAUAGACGGCGGCAAGUACUCACUAGUGACGCCGCGCGACGCCGCUACACUACUCGAGAAACUCAAGGAAGCAGAACAAAAGUCUUCUGUCUUCGCCGUCCUCAAGAAAAACGAGAGAGACAGAAGGAAGCUACUCGACACCGUACUGAAACAAUUGAAACAACUCCAGAAUCAAGACGGAUCGUGAAUCAAAUGAAAUCAAUUAUGGUAUCUAAUAUCAUGUUUAUAAAGCCUAAAAUGCUCGAGCAUUGAUUUCUUCUUUUCAAAGUGUCAUUUUAGUUAUUUAUUGGUUUUAAAGAAUCGAAAUUAUGUAAUCUAUCAGCUAUUUUAACUUGCAUUAGACUUGUGGAUCGCAAGUACUUUUAUAUGUUAAUCAAAUCACUUGGAAAUAUUUGGAGUAUAUGGAUUGGCGCAAUAGAAAACUUUUAUUGAUUGUGUUAUCAACGAAAGAGGAUUUUAGUAUCUUCUUUGUGUUUCGAAAACUUGUAAAGUUCUCGAACCAUCCAUAUUGGAAAUUACGCGCCAAUUUUGGCCAUUUUGAAACGUUUUUAUGUUCUCUUGUUUUGUAUAGCCAGUGUUUGAUUAGGAAUCAGUAUAAUUUAUUAAUAGUAACUGUAUAGUUUAAAACUACUUAAUUAUAUUAUUAGUAUUGUACAAUAGGAUUGCCUUAUCAUGUAGUGAUAGAAGCAUUUAUAUAGAUGUUAAUUAAGUGUUAAUAUAGUGAAAGACAUUGUUUAUUGAUUUUAUUACGUAAUAUACUAUUUAUUAUAAAA